Haliotis rubra (blacklip abalone) is the source of this 3178-nucleotide messenger RNA. RefSeq names its product 3-[(3aS,4S,7aS)-7a-methyl-1,5-dioxo-octahydro-1H-inden-4-yl]propanoyl:CoA ligase-like. The record is from RefSeq and is a predicted model, not a curated record. The transcript has 2 exons. Lineage: Eukaryota; Metazoa; Mollusca; Gastropoda; Lepetellida; Haliotidae. Gene Ontology annotation, molecular function: medium-chain fatty acid-CoA ligase activity. Gene Ontology annotation, biological process: fatty acid metabolic process. Bases 130 to 1812 code for a protein of 560 amino acids.
GACAAACCUUCACGGCAUAUGGACUGCAUCAUAGCACAGUGUCGACAUUCUAGCCGUUCACUGUGUAGCCGUCACAGUGAAUGACUAUACCAAAACAGGUUAACUUGAUCUGUGGAACAAGGAUUCAAGAUGGCUGACAAGAGCAGGACAGAGCUACCAACCAAUAUGGCGGACACUGACCAUCAAAGGUUUGAUGAUGAAACAAUCGUCAACAGAAUCCAAUAUUGGGGACGUAUUGAUUCAAAUAAGCCCGCAUUCAUCUUUUGGAGUUCAGGUGGAAGGUUCGUCCUUUCGAGGGGGGACGUGUUGGACAUGUCCAGUAGAUUUGCACAUAGACUGACCAAGAUGGGCUUGAAGCCUGGUGACGCCGCCUGUGUUGCUCUCCCAAACAGUCCCGAGCGAAUAGUUGCUGAGUUCGGAGUACAACUGGCUGGAGCGGUGUCAAUGAAUGGCCAAGUUCUUCGAGAAGAUGGAUCUGAUCUUGCUGACAGCAUCAAACGGACAGGAUGUAAGAUCUUAAUUUCCGAUCUUGAAGGACCUGACAGCGGUUGGAACGUGUUACGGAAAUAUUUUUCUGUCCUGGAAUCAGGAAUGGGCCACUUAAAGGUUCAGUCGGACCACGUCAGCCCAUUGGAAAUUGUUCAGCUUUGUCGAAUUAAAAGGGACAAGGAUGGCUUCUUGGCAAGUUUGACAUCAGAACCGCCAUACGUCUAUGAUGGCUCAAAGUCAACGGACCUUGCGUCAAUAUUUACAACAUCUGGCAGCUCUGGGUACUCGAAACUUGUGAAACAGUCACACAGAAACAUCCUGAACAAUGCAUAUCUAUUCACUAAAAGUGCUCAGGUUGGUACAGCUGAAAAGAUAUUCCUCUCCGCACCUCUGGGUUGGAUAGGCGGUUACCCAGCUUUCUACCUAGGUAAUGGAUGUAUUCGUGUUUUGGUUGAUGUUGGAGCAGGACCAGUGGCAGAUCUGGCUUCUCUGAUAUGGAAUAUCGUUCAUGAAGAGGACGUAAGCGUUUUCGCCGCCAUGCCAUUUCACAUUGAACUCUUGUACCAGAAAGCUAAGGAGAAGGGGUUCAAUAGACCGCCGUUCAAGAACCUGAUGUCCGCAGGCCAGCCGAUCAAGCAAGAGAACCUUCGAGCAUUAGGGUUCCUAUCAGACUCGCUUCAGACAGUCUAUGGUUCUACUGAAGUAGGACUUGCUGCAACGUUGAAUGUGAACAAAGACAGUGUUGAUGUCUUCAUAGACAACACCGCAGGGUAUCCUGUCCCAGGUGCACAGGUGAAAGUAGCCUGUGAGGCUGAAGCAGCUCCAGAGAAUGAGAACCGAGGAGAAAUCCUUGUGAAAACUCACACACUCAGUAUGGGUUACAUCGGUGAUGAAAGCAAAGUGUUGCCUAUGUCAGAUGGCUGGUUCCACACUGGUGAUAUUGGAUAUAUGAAUAAAGACGGAAGUAUUGUAGUGGAGGGAAGAAGUUCAGACGCCAUCAUGCACGGCGCCUACAUCAUCUACCCGACGUGGCUGGAGAAGGUGCUGGUGCCAUGUCCUGGAGUGCAGCAGGUGGUCAUUGUUCCAGUUCCUGAUGAGAUCAUGCAUCAUGAGAUCUGCGCAUGCGUGAAGCCUGAACCGGGUGCUGAAAUAACGGCGGAGGAUGUCAUCGUGUUCUGCAAGAAACAAUUUGCACUUGAUCCGUCUUCAUCUCUCAACGUUGUCCCGAAAUACGUCCUCUUCUUCGACAACUUCCCACUUACCAGAACCAGUAAACUAGAUCGGAAGUCACUGACAGCAGAAGCGGCGUUGAAGCUGAGUUAGGAACUCCUGCCUUUUGCUGAACGCUGCUGUCAGCAACAUCCCAGCCACGUAACCAGGGCCACAGAAUAUAACACAACUUCGGUAUCAUACUGGGAACGCUAACCUUGCUGUAUCCUUUUAAGAUACCCUCUAGAUAAGCGGACAUUCUUAUAAUAAUAGCAUAUUUAUACCGCGCAUAUAUCCAUGCCUAAGCAUGCUUAAAGGGCAUAAACUGUUUUUAUUAUUGCCCCGGAUAACCCAAGCUGUCUGUGAAGUGCUAGGAGGUUAAUGGUUACAUGACUUAUCUCAUCGGCUACCCAUUUUCUGCUGGAUGAACUCACUUGCUUAAGGUGAGACUACAUGUAUCACAUGUGCUUCGGUGUGGGGCAGUCCUAGAAACUCUCAGGGGUGAAGCUGCCAAACACGGUCACCCAUCCAAAGACUCCCCGCGCACAACGUUGCUUAACUUCACCAAACUUAUGACGCCUUUCAUACGGACAACUCUUUUGAUUUAUAUAAUCUAGAAAAUAUUAUUUAAACUAAUAAUUCUUGCCUUUGAGAAUAAAGAAGUGCCCAUCAUGCAAUAUAUGACGGUGGCCUGUAAAUAUUCAAGUCAGGGACAGACACACAGACAUAUACCAAUAUUUGCAGUCGGUCGAAUCACCGAGCCUGACCACCCAGUCAGUCUUCGCAUACGGUCAACGUAGACAAACUGCAGUACAAAACAAAGUGCACACCAACUUUAGGAUCAUGUUCCAAUAGACAAAGUAAAUAGUUUAAGUUGUGUGACUGUUACUUAGCGAGCGGAGACGACGUUUUGGAAGGUGGCAGAUGGGGGCUUCGGCAACCCAUAUUGCCCGAACUCUCGGCUGACGCUCGGCUGCACAUCAUCAGACUAAUUAGAUGCAUUUUACCAGAUAAAAUAUGAUCAUAUUUAGCCAGAGAGGUGGUGGCUGGUAUGUUAUUGGUAGACAGGAAAUGAGGUUGUAUUCUUCAUGGUUUAAAGGACUAUGAUUAUGUAUUUUCAUGAUUUAUUAAUCAUAUAUUGCUAGUUUGCUCAGUGGAAAUGUAUUCGUAUAAAUAAACUGAUUGUUAGCAACACCUGAUUUUCUUUAAUAUUAUUAAUUAUGUUAAUACAUUGUUACAGGUUAAAUCAAGUCUUAAUGAAUGGUUGUGUCAUUUAUGUUAUUUUAGAAAAAGGUUCCACACGUCUUAAUCUGACCAAAUGUUUUCUUAUGAGCUAAUAUUGGUUUUAUUUCUAAAUUUAUGUUAAAUUCUUUAUUUCAGCUUCGUGAAUUAUCGUUGUUUGAAGCAAAGUAUUAUAUAUUUUAUGCAGCAUAUUCUUACUAUUGAAGAGUGAAAUAAAUGCACCACAUCGCAUCCUAAA